Molecule: messenger RNA, 748 nt
Organism: Antrostomus carolinensis (chuck-will's-widow)
Lineage: Eukaryota; Metazoa; Chordata; Aves; Caprimulgiformes; Caprimulgidae
Product: oxysterol-binding protein-related protein 2
Exons: 6
Cellular component (GO): plasma membrane; cytosol; perinuclear endoplasmic reticulum
Molecular function (GO): cholesterol binding
Source: RefSeq, a predicted model, not a curated record
GCUUUGAUUCUGACAAUUCUUCGGGAGAGUUUUCAGAAGCAAAUCAUAAAGUUGCAGAAAUGCUUGAUCUAGAUCCACACCAAAGUAAUAGGACUGGAAAGCAUAAUGGAAAGACAGAGAUUCAAGAAAAUGGAAUUAAGAGACACAGGACAUCAUUACCUGCCCCAAUGUUUUCUAGAAGUGAUUUUAGUGUGUGGAGCAUAUUAAAAAAAUGCAUUGGCCUGGAACUGUCUAAGAUUACGAUGCCUAUUGUCUUCAAUGAGCCAUUGAGUUUCCUUCAACGGAUAACAGAAUAUAUGGAACAUAUAUACCUCAUUAAUAAGGCUUGUAGUCACGCAGACCCUCUGGAAAGAAUGCAGGCUGUAGCUGCUUUUGCAGUUUCUGCUGUAGCUUCUCAGUGGGAGAGAACUGGCAAACCAUUUAACCCGCUGUUAGGAGAAACCUAUGAAUUAACCAGGGAGGAUUUAGGAUUUAGAUUUAUAUCUGAGCAAGUCAGCCACCAUCCACCUGUUAGUGCAUUUUAUUCUGAAGGUCUCAAUCAGGACUUUAUUUUUCAUGGAUCAAUCUAUCCCAAAUUAAAAUUCUGGGGGAAGAGUAUAGAAGCAGAGCCUCGGGGAACAAUUACUUUGGAGCUUCUGAAACAUAACGAAGCUUACACGUGGACAAAUCCAACCUGUUGUGUACAUAAUGUAAUUAUUGGUAAACUGUGGUUAGAACAAUAUGGAACAGUAGAAAUUGUAAAUCACAG